AUGCAGGUAGUGCUGAUGUGGGUCGCACGCGAGGCGCCGCCGCGGCCGCCGGCGCCGCGCCGCGCCGCUGCCCACUCGCUCUGCUGCCGCCGAAAUAAGUGAACGUCUGGGUGUACACUAUGGAUUAUAUUAAAACAGUGUUACUGCUAACGCUCUGCGCGGGCGCUCACGCCGACGAACCCCUCAGUGCAGCGAUGCAGCGGCGGAGAGACGCGCAUCCCGUGUACGCCAGGCAAUAUGCGGAGGACUACGAGCCCUACGCGUAUGCUGCCAUCCCUCUUCACGCGCCGAUGCCCAUCGUGCACCUCCUGUCACCCUCGCCCAUGAACAAGUACAUCCCAAACCACAAGCAUCGCACGCGGCCACCAGCCGACCGGGAUCUGGAAGCGUACGGCUCCACGCAGACCGAGGAAUAUGAACAGUACGAUUAUAAUAAUCUUGCGUAUAGCUCAAAUAGCCACAAGUACUCCAACUCCUUGUCCAACGAGGAAGAAUCUCAACCUGUGGUGAUUUACGCCCGCCCGAACAAAAACGGAGGCUAUACGUACCGCAAGCGACCCUCCUCUGUGACCCAGGCGCCGCGCCCCAAACGUGAGCCUAUCGUCUUUAGAAUACACAAAUAUAAGAUAAUCAAGGAUUAGCCCAAGUGGAGGUUGACGCAUACAAGAUGGUGCUGCUACGACAAAAUUUCAAAAUGUGCAAAACCGUUACAUUCAAAAGUGGUUCUUUAUGACUUGAGUUUAUUAAUUUAUAAUGCGUUAAUAGCUCUUCAGGUCUCAAGUCUUUCCUUUUGUUAUACUCAGAAAAGAUCAGAAUACAGUGGGAUAUGAGAAAAAUUAAAACAAUGCUUUUUCAAAUAAGGGUUUCGAGAAGUUGUGAUCGAUUUUGUAUUUUAGGUAAAUUACAAAAGUUGUAAAUAUUAUUCUAAGCAUAUUGUUUAAUUAAUUAGGAAACAACUAGUAUAUUAAUUUAUUAUUGUGUAAAAAAUGAUGUGCAGCUAUUUUUAUAAGUUACUUUAAGGUUAUUACGAUAAACCGGUGAAGAAACAAUAAAAAAUUGCCAAUAAUAUUAAACAUUAUCGUAAUUUCAGAAAUAUUUAUCGUAAAACUAUUGCAUAUAAUAUUGUGUAAUUAGUCUCUGAUCUAAUUUCACUACUUUUAAUUAAAUAAUUAAUAAAUUUUUUUAACUCA
Molecule: messenger RNA, 1190 nt
Organism: Zerene cesonia (dogface butterfly)
Lineage: Eukaryota; Metazoa; Arthropoda; Insecta; Lepidoptera; Pieridae
Exons: 2
Coding region: 120-641 (173 amino acids)
Source: RefSeq, a predicted model, not a curated record